Molecule: messenger RNA, 846 nt
Organism: Guillardia theta CCMP2712
Lineage: Eukaryota; Cryptophyceae; Pyrenomonadales; Geminigeraceae
Exons: 6
Coding region: 1-846 (281 amino acids)
Source: RefSeq, a predicted model, not a curated record
AUGCCGCUGUUGUUGUCUGACAUGUGCACCCCAGUGAGAGCUCUGAGUGCGAUCGGGGUAGCAGACGGAGUUGGAGGGUGGGCAUCGGAGGGAGUCGACGCAGGGGAGUACAGCAGGAGGCUGAUGGCAUUGACGAGGGAGAAUCUUGUAGCGUCCAAGGACCCCUGCCCUCUCAAGGCCCUCGAACGAGCGCGUGAGUACACGCAGCUCCUGGGGAGCUCCACAGCCUGUGUCGCGGUUUUGUAUCAGGGUGUGCUGAAGACGUUGAACGUGGGAGACUCCGGCUUCAUGGUAGUGAAGCCUCGGAGCAAGCAAGCUCAUACGUACGACAUGGUGUACAGGACGAAAGAGCAGCAGCACCGCUUCAACAUGCCCUUCCAGCUCUCCUUCGGACCCUACUCCGAUAAGCCCAGCUCAGGCGACGCGUGGGAGUACAAGGCGAAUCCUGGCGACGUCGUGCUGAUGGCCACGGAUGGUGUGUGGGACAACUUGUUCGAUGAAGAGGUGAUGCAGGCAUUGUGCUCAGCCAAAGGAGACUUGAAGGUGGCUGCGCAUCUUAUCGCCAACCUCUCCAUCAAGAAAGGGCUGGCGACUUCAGUUAGAACUCCCUUCAACGAGCGGCACAACCAGCUCUUCAGCGACGAGAAGCGAACGGCCGGCAAGCUGGACGAUGUGACUUGCGUCGUGUCGGAGGUGGUGGAGGAGGAAGUUGCCAGUCAGGAUGGACCGAGAGAAGGGGUGAACAAGGAGAAGGAGGCAGCUACGAACAACAAGAUGAGCGGGGAUGACGUAAACGACAUGGAGCUGAUCGAUUCUCUGAGAUCAGCGAUCAUGCGUACGCAGUAA